AUGUGUCAGAAGCAUUGCCCAGGACUCUUGUUUCUUUCUGAGACGAAGAAUAGGAAGCUGAUGUUGCAAAACAUUCAGGUUGACUUAGGUUUUAAUAAAUUGUUCACCGUUGAGCCUCUUGGCCAAAGUGGUGGUUUAGCUUUGUUUUUUAUGGAUGAAUUUCAAGUUGUUAUUUUGUUUUCGAAUAAUCGAAUGAUUGAAGUAAAAGCAGUAAUUAAUGAAAUAAAUGUCUACAAGACUUUCGUUUAUGGGGACCAUGUUCUUGAAAAAAGAGAUCAAGUAUGGGAACGUCUUACGCAUUUUGCCACUACUAGAGAUGGUCCAUGGUUUAUGAUUGGCGAUUUUAAUGAAAUAAGAGGCCACCAUGAGAAAGAAGGUGGCAAGAGACGAUCUGAUACAUCAUUUCUCUCUUUCAACCAAAUGAUCUCGGAUUGUGGUAUGCUGGAGUUUCCAUUUUCUGGGAACCAACUAUCAUGGACUGGAAAACGUCCCAAUGGGAAUGUGCGAUGUCGCUUAUAUCGUGCUCUUGGAAAUGAAGAUUGGCAUGAGAAAUUCUCACACUCUAAAGUGCAAUAUCUGCAGCUUAAGGCGAAGGUAGAUAAUCUUUACUCUGAUGAUGAGGCAACGACAGAAAAAAUAGGAGCAGUGCUCAAGGAACUUACCGAAACUCUUAAGGCUGAGGAAAAAUUCUGGAAACAAAAGAGUAGAAUCUUCUGGCUGAGAGAGGGAGAUUUGAACACAAUGUUUUUUCAUGCUAUUACAAGACAGAGAAAAGCCAGAAAUAAGAUUACAUGUCUCUUGGAUUCUGCUGGGAAUCUAGUGGAGGAUGAAGAAAAAUUGGUAGCCAUCGCUACUGAUUACUUUAGAGAGCUUUUUGAAUCUUCCAACCCGGAACUGAUUGAUGAAGCCCUUGCUAAUGUCACAACGACAAUCUCUGAUCAAAUCAAUGCGGACCUCAUGGCUCCUGUUUCCGAAUGGGAAGUAAAAUUGGCGUUAUUCGCAAUGCAUCCAGAAAAGGCACCCGGACCUGAUGGUAUGACAGCCUUAUUUUACCAAAAAUUCUGGGACACAGUGAAAAAUGAUUUAACCCGUAUGGUUAAUGAGUUUCUAUUUGAAGAUACUAUGGCAAAUGGCCUAAAUGAUGCAAAUAUUUGUCUCAUUCCUAAGAUAGACAAACCAAAUGAAAUGCCGCAGUUUCGUCCCAUCAAUCUUUGUAAUGUUAGCUACAAGAUUAUAUCUAAAGUCUUAUGCCAAAGACUAAAGAAGGUACUUCCGGAUCGGAUAUCAGAAACUCAGUCAGCCUUUGUUGCUGGAAGACAAAUAUCGGACAAUGUACUAAUAGCACAGGAGAUGUUUCAUUCUCUCCGUACAGAUCCUGGAGGAAGAAACAAGAGGAUGGCAAUAAAGACGGACAUGAGUAAAGCUUAUGAUCGAUUGGAAUGGGACUUCAUCAGUGUGGUCAUGAAGAAUCAAGGUAAGACAAUGGGGAUGUGUGUAUCACGCGCUAGUCCCCCGGUAUCACACCUUCUCUUCGCUGAUGAUAGCCUAUUCUUCUGUAAGGCGGAGCCCCGUGAAUGCGAUGAAGUUAUGAAAGUUCUAAACACAUAUGAGAAAUCUUCUGGACAAUGCAUUAACUUUGGAAAAUCUUCCUUGCUCUUUGGUAAGAAGAUACCUGGGAAUGUGAAAGAAACUAUCAAAACUACAACGGGGAUUACAAAUGAGGGAGGGAUGGGGACAUAUCUUGGUAUUCCUGAGGAUAUUAGCGGAUCGAAAAGAAAGUUGUUUGUCUUCUUGAAGGAUCGGUUGCAAAAUCGUGUAAAUGGCUGGACAGGACGUUGGCUGACAAAGGGAGGAAAGGAAGUACUCAUAAAGUCUAUCCUACUGGCUCUUCCUACUUACGUGAUGUCAACACUACUCCUUCCAUUAGAGAUCUGUGAAAACUUAGCUAGUACCAUUGCACAGUUCUGGUGGAGCCCGAACCUUCCCAAAAGGGGUAUACAUUGGGUUAAAUGGGAAAAUCUAUGUAAACCAAGAGAGGAAGGAGGAAUUGGAUUCAGAUUGAUCCAUGAAUUCAACCUAGCCCUACUAGGCAAACAAUUAUGGCGCUUGGUACAAAACCCAGAUUCUUUGGUAUCUAGAGUCCUGAGAGGAAAAUACUUCAGAUGUAACACACCUUUGCGGCUUAACAUGGUAGAUAGACCCUCAUAUGGAUGGAGAAGUAUAAUGGCAGCGAAACCAUUGAUGCUGUUGGGGAUCAGACAGAAGGUUCACUCCGGGAAUGAGAUUAGAGCUUGGGAAGACAGUUGGAUACCAACAAUACCAGCAAGACCAGCUAGACCAAUAGCACCGGUAGUACAUCCAAUGAUGUCAGCUCAUCACUUUAUGAUUGGGGAGCCAAAAACAUGGAACUUGGAGAUGCUUGAAAAGUACGUACACCCGAACGACACCCUUCUGAUCCAAUCUUUGGACAUAAGCCAAGGACAUCAGCGAGAUAAAUAUUGUUGGAGCUAUACUAAGAAUGGGAUGUACACUGUUAAAUCGGGAUAUUGGGUAGCCACAAACAUCCUCAAUAGAGAACCAUUGGAAAUCAAGAAAGAACAGAGCAUCACAAAACUCCAUGCCUUUGCUUGGAAGAUACAAGCUCCACCAAAGCUAAAACAUUUUAUCUGGCAAACAAUAUCUGGACAAUUAGCAGUAACAAAUAACUUAACACAUCGGCAUAUGCGAUGCGACAAUCAUUGUCCAAGAUGUGGAGCAGAUGAUGAAACUAUAAAUCAUGCCAUCUUUGAGUGUCCCCCAGCAUUACAGACAUGUGCGCAUGCAACAGCUCCAACCCCGUCAACGUUGUUCCCUACCACAAGUCAUUAUGCGAACAUUGAUUAUCUUUUUUGGAGGAAAAAUGACAUAGAAGACCCUGAAUUGGACAAAGACCCAUAUCCCUGGAUUAUAUGGUAUAUUUGGAAAGCAAAGAAUGAUAAAAUUUUCAGAGGAAUAGACAUGGACCCCUUGGAAACUGUCCGACAUGGUGAAUCAGAAUGUCAUGCUUGGUUCGAAGCAAACAUUAAACAAGAGGAACAAAUUUGGUUGUGGGUGGACAUGGAAAACCUCAGAAGGAACGACUCAGCUAUUGGGAGCAAGAAACCAACGACGAAGAAUCUCACCACUUUAUUCGGAGCUUGA
This is a messenger RNA of Brassica napus (rape), 3180 nucleotides long. RefSeq lists its product as uncharacterized. The record is from RefSeq and is a predicted model, not a curated record. Lineage: Eukaryota; Viridiplantae; Streptophyta; Magnoliopsida; Brassicales; Brassicaceae. The coding region runs from base 1 to 3180 and encodes 1059 amino acids. The transcript is spliced from 4 exons.